Purpureocillium lilacinum is the source of this 1755-nucleotide messenger RNA. RefSeq lists its product as uncharacterized. The record is from RefSeq and is a predicted model, not a curated record. Lineage: Eukaryota; Fungi; Ascomycota; Sordariomycetes; Hypocreales; Ophiocordycipitaceae. Gene Ontology annotation, biological process: dephosphorylation. Gene Ontology annotation, molecular function: phosphatase activity.
AUGGCCCCGCUCGGCACCGUCGCCGCCGUCGCCCUGGCCGCCUCCGCUCUGCUCCUCCACCCAGCAGCGGGGCAGGCCACUGGCGAAGGCAACACCAGGGUCUGGGCCGCUGUCGCCUACAUCUACAAUGGCGAGACCUCACCCGGACCGCAGACGAUCCUGACCCCCGAGGGUGCGCAGCAGCUCCGGCGGCAGGGCGCCGCCUUUCGCAGUCGCUACCUAUUGGGAAGCAAUUCCAGCGGCACCGACUCGGCGCAGAUACAGGAAAUCGCCAAGGAUGCAAUUGAUAACCGCCAGCUUAGAAUCCUGUCACGGACGGAGUCAUGGAUAGCAUCGGGCGCCGUCGCUUUCAUGCAAGGCCUGUAUCCGCCGCAGUCGGACGCCUAUAUUGACAUGACGGGUUCCAGCGACCUGAAAAACAACUUCCCCGCAGGAUCCAACAGCACGGAAUAUCCUCUGAACGGAUACCAAUAUCCGCUGGUGCAGACUCUGUCGAGCGAGGAGAGAACCUCCGUCGCGAUCCAGGGUGACGUCUCUUGCACCGCGUGGCUGUCCGAGACUGGCUCAAACCUCACACAAAGCCAAGCCAUUCAGGGCAGCAUCGACCGGAAUCGCCUCUUUUAUCAGAACCUGUUUUCGUCUGGGCCGCUUGAGGGCGUCAUCGACCCCAGUGUUGCUACGUAUCUCAAUGCCUAUGAGAUUUACGAAUUGGUCAGCUACCAGUACGAGCACAAUGAGACCGUCUACAAGGGCCUCGAGGAUGCCAACAACACGCUCAACAUCCUGCGAGCCAACGCUUUCGAUUUGGAGCGAGCCAAGACCAGUGUCAAUACAACGAGCACAGACAUCGCGCUCAAGACCUUGUACAGCAUUGCCGGGCGGACCUUGGCGUACAAUGUCGCCAAUGCGUUCAACGGCACCGUCGCCGCCAACGGCGCGAGCAGCAAGAUGACGCUCAUGUUUGGGACGCUCAGGCCGCUGCUCUCGUUCCUGUCAGUCGGCGGGCUCCUCACGAGGGAGAAUGUCGCCUCUGGCCCACUCUCGACGCUUCCAGAUCACGGCGCCGCCAUAGUCUUUGAGCUCGUCUCCCAGCGCUACGCAAGCAACUCGGGCGGCUUCCCGUCGGCAGAUGACCUGAGUGUGCGCUUUUACUAUCGAUCGGCAGCCGCUCUGAACGGGACUUUUACCGAUUACCCGUUGUUCGGCUCUGGGAACGAUGGACCAAGCAUCCCUUUCAUGUCGUUUGUGCGGCAGAUGCACGAGAAAGGCACAAGUCCGACAGGCUGGUGCAGCAUCUGUCGCCCAGAGGGAACAGCCCCCUGGUGUGGCUACAUACCGAACGACAGCGAGGACCCCAAGUGCCCCCCCAGCAGCAGUUCUGGAAUGAGCCCGGCCGUCGGUGGUGUCAUUGGCGCCGUCAUCGUUCUGGGCAUCAUCGGGCUUGUCUCCCUCGCGCUCUUCGCCCUUGGGGGCUUCCGCUUGCGCCGGUCUGGCAAGCCAGAGCGCAACGCUACACUUGGAGGGUUCAAAGGCGCGGAGCGCAUGCCGGGGGACCCUGAUGUUACUGUCACCAAGGUCGGGGCGCGCGAAGAACGCGUCGGCAGCUGGGAGCUCCGCGACGACGGCGGGCGAGGACCGCCCAUGACGACUGCGGGAAUCGUGACGAGGGACUUUCACCAGGCCUCGAGGCGCAUGGAGGAUUCGGAUGGGGUCAGUGUGAAUGAGCCGCCGGUCCAUGCCCGGGAAAGCGUUUGA